UCAGGCCCGGUGUGGAUGCAGGUUCCUCCGGCACCCCACGCUCGGAGCCCCCAGCCGCGACCACAGACGCCCCCUCCUGAGCCCUCCAGGAUUCUUCCCACUCUGGCACCCCUCCGCGGCCCCGCACGCCCCCGGUUCUUCCUCACGCCAGCGCCCGGGACUCCUUGGCGGACCGCCUGGUUGUCAUCCCAGUGCAACGUCAGCUUAAAGAAGCAGAGGAGCCGCGGCAUCCUCAGCUCCUUCUUCUGCUGCUUCCGUGACUACAAUGUGGAGGCGCCGCCCAACAGCAGCCCCAGUGUGCUUCCGCCCCUGGUGGAGGAGAACGGUGGGCUUCAGAAGGGUGACCAGAGGCAGGUCAUUCCCAUACCAAGUCCCCCAGCUAAAUACCUCCUUCCAGAGGUGACGGUGCUUGACUAUGGAAAGAAAUGUGUGGUCAUUGAUUUAGAUGAAACAUUGGUGCACAGUUCAUUUAAGCCUAUUAGUAAUGCUGAUUUUAUUGUUCCGGUUGAAAUCGAUGGAACUAUACAUCAGGUGUACGUGCUCAAGCGGCCCCACGUGGAUGAGUUCCUCCAGAGGAUGGGGCAGCUCUUCGAGUGUGUGCUCUUUACUGCCAGCCUGGCCAAGUACGCAGACCCCGUGGCUGACCUGUUGGACCGCUGGGGCGUGUUCCGGGCCCGGCUCUUCAGAGAGUCCUGCGUCUUCCACCGUGGGAACUACGUGAAAGACCUGAGUCGCUUGGGCCGGGAGCUGAGCAAAGUGAUCAUUGUGGACAAUUCUCCUGCCUCGUACAUCUUCCAUCCCGAGAAUGCAGUGCCCGUGCAGUCCUGGUUCGAUGACAUGACGGACACAGAGCUGCUGGACCUCAUCCCCUUCUUUGAGGGCCUGAGCCGGGAAGACGACGUGUACAACAUGCUGCACAGACUCUGCAGCAGUUGGAUACACACGGAGCUGUUUGGGAAUUUUCUUUGCUGCUACCGCGCUGCCACCAAAUGGAAUUGACCAGCGGCUGUUACACUGUUCUUUGCCACUGUGCCUAUGCUCAGAAUCUGCUCACUGCUAAGCUGCAGACAUGGAUAGGGUCAGAAACGUAGGUCCCCCUCCCAACCCUCCCCCCACGGCAGACUGCACCAACCGUAACCCUUCCCUGGCACUGGCCAUGGGAGUUCAGGAGGGAGCAAAGACACGGGGGCCAGCGCACCAGGCAUGGCAUUCAUUCUAAACGGCAGCCAUCAUCAGAUACCGUGAUGAGCUGACUGUUGUCCUUUGAGAACCUGUGGCCUCAACCAGCCACCGCACUGAUGUGGCCCAAGUCCACUCCUGGUCUUCUCUUUUGAAGCACAGCCUCUUUCUGAGCCGGGGUUGGGGAAGCCUGUCCAGAUGUGGAUGGAGCUCAUUGCCCUGAGUCAGGGAGAGACAGGGUGCCCUCCCUGGGCUGGGGCUUCCUUUGCAGCCUUUCCCAGUGAGCUGUUCUAAGCAGUGCCAUGUUCCUUGUUUGACAAGACAGUUUAUAAAGUAUUGCUCUUAAAAAUAAUUUAAAAGAACCCUGUCGUGUUGGCACCAUUGCCUUAGUCCUCUGUGGGUUGGGCCUCCGCCAGAGCUCUGGUGGGAGAGACUGGCACUAACAAGUCUGGAGAUGGGGGUCAAAGUAAAAUUUUCUCCUGCUUUUGUUCACAAAAUAAUGAAGCCAGCUGCCAGUCCCAUCCUCCCAACAGCACUUUAGGCUGUGGACUGCCAUGUGUUCAGAAGACAAGUGUUUGGGGUAAUCAGGUGCCCCAGCAUUCUGGGUAUGCAGAACCCAGUAAUCCCCAUGCCAGUUCCAGCAGAAAUAGCCCCACGCUAGGCAUUACCACAGAGAACGGCAUUAUGUGGCAGAUCUGCACAUGCCCUCAACCUUGAUUUGGAAAACUAGUCAUUAAUGAACCCGCUGCCUUAAAUGUUCUUGAAUGUUGCAGUCAAGUGUCUGUCCUGUGUUGAAAUCCACACAGAAAUCAGUCCUGGGGACAGCCUUCGACCCUCCCCCCUGCCCUAUUCUCUGCCGGCAUCACGUGGUCUUCUCUGGAAUAGGGGGCAGAGAGGACGGAAAUUCUAGAGUAUUUCAGGGGAAUUGAACCUAGGAACAGUGUCCCACUUCUGAGAGCUGGAGUGAAGACGCUGGCAAGCUUGAGCCAGACACUGCACCUAGUAGUUCCUGAAACCGCGAGCGCCAUUGCACGACUGUUGGGGAUGGAGCCCGGUUCCAGCCAUUGCAGACUCAGACUGUCUCGGGGGGUGCCAGCCCCUCCUUCCCCUCUCCCCGAGCCUUCUGGAUUCUGUGCACCUUAGUUGACCACACUCCAAAAUGCCAUUUUUAUUUUAACCCUUGAUUCUGCUUUAUGUACAUAAUCAGAAUAUCUAUAUCUCUCUAUAUAUUUUUAAUCAUCUACAUGUAAAUGAAGCAAUAGAAUUCUAACAUAAGGCCAAGAAAUGAGAUGAAUGUUUGGGGUUUAUGUUUUUUAAGGUAAAUACGGGUAUUGUUUUUAAUUAUUACCUUUUAUUAAAUUGUGGGCUUUAAAACCUAAUGAACCCUAUUAGCUACUUCUCUGUGCCAUAUGCUUCCCAUGUUACCAAAAUAUCCCCCCCACACACACACGCACGCACUCUUCAACCAAAAGGGAAACCCAGCCUCCUGAGUUUCUUGGUCCUUUGUGUACCAGGUUAAAAUACAGGCUCCCGGACAAGUAUUUUUUAUAUUAAGAUCUGGGACAAGAGAGCUUGGGUCAUGGACUUGGGCCCCUAUGAUGUGACAUCUCUGGCCAGGCUGUGGGUGGCAGUGCCUGGGCCCAUCGGAGGUAGUCACUGCCCUGUCUUCCAUUGCUCUGGACCCUAUGUGUUGGUCUGUGGCUUCACGCAUUAGCUGUUUGUAAACAGUGUUAUCUGUAUCCUAAGGAGGAACGCAGCAUGUCACAGCCGAUGGUUGGUGGGAAGCUCCUUUGACACUCCAGUUUUGAUGAGGUGACUUUGGAGAAUCGAAGAGGCCCUGAUGACACUGAUCUGUCAUGGUUGCAGCAUUUGAACUUCUGGUGUAAAAAAGAAAUCUGUAAAUCUAUAACCUGGCAACCCUUUACAAUCCUACAUUUUAAAGACGGCUCUCUAAUAAAAUCUAGAACCACACAGCCCUCUAUGGUCAAACACUCGUGACGUUUGUGCCUCUGCUUUUAAAGGUGCUGCAAUGGGCAGUUGGCAUGCCAGGGUUCGAGAGGGUGGGUGGCUUGAAGUGCUCACAGUUACCUGAGCAAGCUCUUAACGGCUGCCUCUGUUCCUGUCUCACUGUAAAACUGAUGGUGUCUGUAACUGUCCGUUCUCCAGGGAGCUUCUCAGCAGACUAACACCCCCCAUCCCCCCCCCCACCCCGUAGUGGAGAUUCUGGUGCCUGGGUAGUCGUGGAUUUCUGUUGGACAUUUGAAUGUGACAAACAAGCCAGCAUAGUACUUGGGAAAUACUACAUGUGGAAUGUGCACGUUUCCAGGGGCGAGCAUUGUCCGGUCGAGAGGUUUGCAAUGAUUUCCUUCCUGCCAAAAAUAAACACGUGAAACUGC
This is a messenger RNA of Lontra canadensis (Northern American river otter), 3575 nucleotides long. It is a transcript of the gene CTDSPL, whose product is annotated as CTD small phosphatase like. Bases 16 to 999 code for a protein of 327 amino acids. The record is from RefSeq and is a predicted model, not a curated record. Gene Ontology annotation, molecular function: RNA polymerase II CTD heptapeptide repeat phosphatase activity. Lineage: Eukaryota; Metazoa; Chordata; Mammalia; Carnivora; Mustelidae. The transcript is spliced from 9 exons.